Messenger RNA from Rodentolepis nana, 510 nucleotides. Lineage: Eukaryota; Metazoa; Platyhelminthes; Cestoda; Cyclophyllidea; Hymenolepididae. The record is from the annotation of a GenBank genome assembly.
AUGAUUGCUUGCCCUAGUACCUGUUACCUCCCGCCUCCUUCACCAAUGUCACAGGGCAGAGGUGGAUUGAAGUCGUCCGCACAACAGGCCGUGCUUGCUGAAGAUGUACGUGCUGCGUUAGACACUCAUCGCAUGCAUGUGGUGCUGCCUCAGUGGUUGGAGCAGUGUCAGCGGCUCGGGAAACGUCUUCCAGAAUCGGAAUAUCUCACUUUUCCUAAGUCCUCAAGUUCAACAGAAUCGUCAAAUCUACAACCAGGCACCUCGGCUGCUAUUAUUAAAGAUCCUCAUCUCCACCCAGAUCCAGUAGAAGAUGCAGAAGAAAGUAGCGGAGAUGAAUCGAGUCUCUCGUCACCUCGAUCCAGACGUCGUCGAUCUACAUCCCAGUCGGAUGAGGAUGAAGAGGAGCUUGCUGCAGAUCAAUUCGCUUUUAGUGGCUCUAACCUUGCUCUACCUCCCGCUAAGAAUGAUUUUAUUACUCCCGGACAGUCAAUUCAGGUAACGGGAAACUAG